AUGUCCUCUAAAGAAAGAUAUUUGGGUUCACCACUUAUUCUUGGUCAUUCUAAGCAAGAGGCAUUCAAAAAUAUUGAAGAAAAUUUUCUAAAUAGAUUUACUUCUUGGUCUUCUACUUCUUUAACUCAAGCUGGGAGGGGUAUCAUGGUAAAACAUGUUUUUAAUUCCAUUCCCAUAUAUCAGAUGGGCACUUUCAAGUUACCUUAUGUACUUCUCAGCAAACUUACUUCCAUCCAAAGAAAGUUCUUUUGGGGGUACAAGUCACAUAGGGGUUUUAAUCCUAUAGGGUGGAACAAAGUCCGUAAACCUAAAGACAUGGGAGGUAUGGAUUUCAGGGAUUUAGAAAUGCUUAACUUAGCAUUACUCACCAAAGUUGCUUGGAGAUUACUAACUGAGAAGGAUACAUUAGCAGUCUGGAGAAAGCUUGAGAUUGACAUAGAUGCAGAAAGAAACAACUUCCUGAGUGUUUCAGAAUUGACAGAAAGUUGGUUCUCUAAUCAGUAUGCAGUCUCUAACGAGAAGAAACUUUUCAUCCUCAUGAUUACUUCUUGGAUUUUAUGGAAAGACAGAUGCGAUGUUGUCUUCCAGGGAGUUUCUCUGAACCCUCUCAACUCACUGCAUAGGGUUAACUUUUAUUUAAACUCACAUCAGCAUUCUUUUGACUUGCAUACCAUUAGUAAUCACUCUCCUGCUAUUUCCCGUUGGAAACCUCCUGAGCAAUAUACUUUUAAACUCAACGUAGAUGCUUCAUUUGACAAUGAUACUAUCCAACUUGGUACUGGUUUGGUUCUACGUAAUUUUGCAGGUGCCUGCCAAGGGAUCAGAGGAAAAUGUGCAAAUAGAAUUUUAAGUCCUGAGGCUGGAGAAUGUUUAGCAAUACGAGAAGCACUACUCUGGGUAAAGGAAUUAAAGCUUGGAAAAAUUCACAUUGAAGCCGAUGCAAUGCUAGUCAUUCAGUCAAUAAAUGAGAACUCCCUAUUAAUACAAUGGGAAAAUAGGAAUAUUCUCAUAGAAAUCAAACAUUUAAGUUUUAGUUUUUGCAAGUUUUCUUUUACCAGUAGAGAUAACAAUCAAGUGGAAGAUGUUGUAGGCAAGUUUGUUAGAAUAUCAGCAUCCUCACUUAAUUGUCUUGAUAACUUCUCAGCUGAGUUUUGUGAUCUUCUAGCUAAAGAUCAAAACAAUAUUCAUCAAUAA
This is a messenger RNA of Papaver somniferum (opium poppy), 1194 nucleotides long. RefSeq lists its product as uncharacterized. Lineage: Eukaryota; Viridiplantae; Streptophyta; Magnoliopsida; Ranunculales; Papaveraceae. Gene Ontology annotation, molecular function: RNA-DNA hybrid ribonuclease activity; nucleic acid binding. The record is from RefSeq and is a predicted model, not a curated record. Bases 1 to 1194 code for a protein of 397 amino acids. The transcript has 2 exons.